AUGGAGAUCGAGGACAAAUCAAAGCUCUGCUUUCCUCAGCUCAUCAACAUAUCCUGCCUGAAGCCCACAUCUCAUUGGUCUGAAGGUGUUCUUUUGAGCGUUCUGUUGUCCAUCAUCUGCAUCUUCACAGCGAUUCUCAACCUGCUGGUCAUCAUCUCAAUCUCCCAUUUCAGGCAGCUCCACACUCCCACCAACUUCCUUCUCCUCUCUCUGGCUGUCUCUGACUUUCUGGUGGGCCUUCUGGUGAUGCCUGGAGAAAUAGUGCGACAAACAUCCUGUUGGACUCUUGGUGAUGUCAUGUGCUUGUUGUAUAAGUAUGUGACCUACUUCAUGACGUCUGCCUCAGUCGGAAACAUGGUACUGAUAUCAGUUGACCGUUAUGUUGCUAUUUGUGAUCCUCUGCGUUAUAACACCAAAGUCACUGUAAAAAGAGUUCAACUUUGUGUUUGCUUUUGUUGGUUCUUUGCUCUCCUCUACAACAGCAUCAUUUUGAAAAAUCAAAUGGCUCAUCCUGGAAAGUAUCAAUCCUGCAAUGGAGAGUACUCUGUUUUUAUUGACAACAAUGCAGGAAUUAUUGAUGUUGUCUUGACCUUCAUCCUUCCUCUCAGCAUCAUCGUCACUCUGUACAUGAGAGUAUUUGUGGUUGCUUUGUCUCAGGCCCGAGCCAUGCGCACUCAUGUUACAUCAGUCAAACCACAACAUAAAGUCGCUGCAAGAGCAAAGAAGUCAGAAUUGAAGGCAGCCAGGACUCUUGGUGUCCUUGUCCUUGUCUUCCUCAUGUGUUUCUGUCCAUUUUACAUUGUUACUCUUACAGGUGUCUCUGUUGCUACAUUUCUAAUGCUUGUGAUUGAUGUGUUUUAUUUCAACUCACUUUUAAACCCUUUGAUAUAUGCCUUGUUUUAUUCUUGGUUCAGAAGAGCCACAAGACUCAUCAUCACCCUGCACAUACUGCAGCCUGGCUCCCGGGGGGACAACAUUCUGUAA
Messenger RNA from Entelurus aequoreus (snake pipefish), 984 nucleotides. RefSeq names its product trace amine-associated receptor 13c-like. The record is from RefSeq and is a predicted model, not a curated record. Gene Ontology annotation, cellular component: membrane. Bases 1 to 984 code for a protein of 327 amino acids. The transcript has 2 exons. NCBI's taxonomy places the organism in Eukaryota, Metazoa, Chordata, Actinopteri, Syngnathiformes, Syngnathidae. Gene Ontology annotation, biological process: G protein-coupled receptor signaling pathway. Gene Ontology annotation, molecular function: trace-amine receptor activity.